AUGCCGCUCUCCAAGCGGAAAAUCAGAGAAUGGCCGAAUUGCUGGCGGCAAUGCAAAACAAGGAAGAUCGGAAAGAUAGCAAAAGAACAGACGCUGAACAACACGACGAACAUCAAUCGGAAUCCAACGCAAAGACUGGGGAGACACCCCCAAAAAAUGGAAGACGGUGAACCAGCCAUGACCCUAGCACCAUAUAAGGGGAUCUGGGAUCCUAAAGUCCACGUCACCAAAUUUGAGUCUAUGAUGUUCCUCAACAGUGACUCCGAUCCAAUCUUAUGUCGAUCUUUUCCUACGUUUUUAGAUGGAGCUGCCCUAUUAUGGUUUUCUAACUUGCUUGCAGGAUCCGUAACCAGUUUUGAUGACUUCGCCAAGAUGUUCAUUAAUCAUUUUGCAGCAUCUAAAAUCUAUGUGAGGGACCCGGAUUAUCUCAGCACAAUCAAACAAGGGCAACACGAAAGCCUGAAGGAUUACAUGACGCGCUUCACUAUAGCAGCCAUAGAAAUCCCCGAUCUCAACCCGGAAUUUCAGCUACAUGCCAUAAAAAGCGGUCUCCAACCCGGAAAGUUCCAGGAAGCUAUAAUUGUGGCAAAACCGAAAACACUGGAGGAAUUCCGAGACAAGGCCACCAGACAAAUUGAAAUAGAGGAACUCCGUGAAACACGAAGAAACGAACGACUACCAUCACGGAAGAAAGAUGACAGGCCGACGAGGUCAAGUAACAGAGAUUUUAAAAAGCCUUCUAAACUAACACCGAAAUUUGAUUCAUAUACCAGGUUCAACACCAGGAGAGAGGAUAUCAUCAAGGAGAUACUUCACAACCGACUUAUAAAGCCACCAGUCAAGGCAGGGACAUACCAGGAUCAGAAAUACGUGGACAAGAGCAAACACUGUGCAUUCCAUCAAAAGUUCGGCCACACCACAGAUGAAUGCGUCGUGGCCAAAGACCUACUGGAAAGACUAGCGAGGCAAGGGCUACUAGACAAGUACAUCGGCUCUAGAAAUCGGAAGGACAUAGCUGAGGAGCAAACCGAGAUAUAG
Messenger RNA from Arachis ipaensis, 1038 nucleotides. RefSeq lists its product as uncharacterized. The record is from RefSeq and is a predicted model, not a curated record. NCBI's taxonomy places the organism in Eukaryota, Viridiplantae, Streptophyta, Magnoliopsida, Fabales, Fabaceae.